AUGCUGUGCGCCAUGAUGGACCCCUGCUGGAACGCCGGCGGCGCCGCAUCCACGGCCAGGGGCGUGCCCGAGUACUUCAUCGACCGCGACCCGGCCUGCUUCGCUUCGCUCCUGGACAUGCUCCGCACGGGCGAGCUCCACGUCCCGGCCGGCGUCCCGGAGAGGGCGCUCUUCCGCGAGGCGAACUACUACGGCCUCCUCGACCGCGUCCGCGCCGCUCGCAUCGGCGAGCUCGAUCUCGAGAGGGUCCGCCUAGCCGCGUCAGUGCCACCAGAGCGGGUGCCGGUUGACCACCCGGUCGUCCGCGCGGCGCCCGACGGUGGGUGUUGCAUCACGCACACGUACACGCACGGUACCACCGCGCGGGUGUACAACUGGAUGCUGGAGCAGCGCCGGACGGUCUGCCUGACACCUGCAGUGUCGUGGGUCCGCGAUGCGGUCUACCUCGGCCCCUCCACGCUCCUCGUUGGCGGCUUGGGCUUGGCUGCUUUCUCGGCGCUUACCGGCGACCUAAGUCACCACUUCCGAUUACCAAACCUGGGCGAGAGUGUCGACCUUGACGCACUAGCUUUGGCCUCCGACCAGGAAACAAACAAAAUGUUUGCGAGCUGCAGAGGAAGAAGCCGCUACGCCGACCGCUACGGCAUCGGUGCUUGGGAGUGCAUCACCGGCGAGCAGGCAGGCUCCUUUUUGCACUUCAACCCCGAAAGCAAGAUGGGCAGCACCAACAAGCUUCAAUGGCUGCCAAAGACCAAGACGCUCAUGGCGGCCAGCGUUUGGCCGUCGUUUUCCAUGGCUCUGGUAGAUUCCCGGGAUAUGAGCGUUGUGUGGUCGUGGUGGUAUGAGAGUGCCUGCGAGGGGAAGAACAGACGGGUUGUGGAUGCAGCCGUGAUGGAGGACGAGAGGUCGGUCUGCUUGAUCAGUGAGCACCAUGAUCUCGGGUUACUCGACAUUCGUAUCCAGGGCAACUCCGGAAACGUGCAGUGGCUACAUCAGAGCAAGAUGAGUUCGACUUCCAAGUGCAAUACUUCAAAGCUUGCCGUGCACGGCGGACUGCUCUUGGCGUCCAAGGAUGACACCAUCUCGGUGUACGGCGGCCCUAAUUAUGACCUGAGGCUGGCGCUGCGUGGGAGCCAAGGCGGUGGCGCCAUUAGCGACUUCUCCGUUGGGGGCGACCGGCUCUUUGCCGUGCAUCAGGAGAACAAUGUGUUGAAUGUCUGGGAAACGCCACCGCCUCCCAUUAUCUAA
Aegilops tauschii subsp. strangulata is the source of this 1248-nucleotide messenger RNA. The record is from RefSeq and is a predicted model, not a curated record. Lineage: Eukaryota; Viridiplantae; Streptophyta; Magnoliopsida; Poales; Poaceae.